AUGAGUACCAGCAGCAGCAACGGUGGAGGUGGAGGUGGAGGUGGAGGUGGCGGUGGUGGACCUUGUGGAGCUUGCAAGUUUUUGAGGAGGAAGUGUGUGGCGGAGUGCAUAUUUGCACCGUAUUUCGUCUCCGAUCAAGGCGUUUCUCAUUUUGCAGCGGUGCAUAAAGUGUUCGGUGCUAGUAACGUUACCAAACUCCUGCUGCAUAUUCCCGUGAACAAGCGCCGAGAUGCGGUCAUCACCAUUUGUUACGAAGCUCAAGCUAGGCUCAGAGAUCCUGUCUAUGGCUGUGUUGCUCAAAUCGUUGCUCUUCAACAACAGAGCGAUGGAGAAGUGAGGACCCUAUACAGAGCUGUUGAAAGUCAUUGGUUUCGUUUUCUUAUUUUCUUACCACUGAUGCUCUCAUCUCCUAAUGGCGACAUAAUGGGCACUCUUAUCGAAGACAGUGAGAAGGGGCUCUUUGAGGUGGGGCUUCACUAUAGAGAAAAGGAGCCGGAGUUGAAGGAGAGGAGUCGGAGAUGGGAGGCCGGCAAGGAGUUUAUUACACCAAAUGACCAAUAA
Molecule: messenger RNA, 561 nt
Organism: Cynara cardunculus var. scolymus (artichoke)
Lineage: Eukaryota; Viridiplantae; Streptophyta; Magnoliopsida; Asterales; Asteraceae
Product: LOB domain-containing protein 18-like
Exons: 2
Coding region: 1-561 (186 amino acids)
Biological process (GO): hormone-mediated signaling pathway; positive regulation of DNA-templated transcription
Cellular component (GO): nucleus
Source: RefSeq, a predicted model, not a curated record